Messenger RNA from Hippoglossus stenolepis (Pacific halibut), 1878 nucleotides. Its product is annotated as solute carrier family 28 member 3-like. Gene Ontology annotation, molecular function: pyrimidine- and adenosine-specific:sodium symporter activity. Lineage: Eukaryota; Metazoa; Chordata; Actinopteri; Pleuronectiformes; Pleuronectidae. Gene Ontology annotation, biological process: purine nucleoside transmembrane transport; pyrimidine nucleoside transport. The transcript is spliced from 16 exons. Bases 1 to 1878 code for a protein of 625 amino acids. Gene Ontology annotation, cellular component: membrane. The record is from RefSeq and is a predicted model, not a curated record.
AUGGGAGGGGAGAACAACAGUACAGGUGUGGAAAAAGUCUCCCAGUGUCAGACAAAGCACUUGCUGGAGAAGAAAAUGGAGGCAGUCCAGGGCUUUUUGGCAGAACACAGAGACCAGAUCCACCUGUUUAUACGCCUGGUUUUAGCAGCAGGCUUUGUUGCCAUGGUGAUAGCGGCAUGCGUUCUGAACUUCAACCGGGCAGUUGGGCUUCUGGUCCUCUCCUUGGUAACUGUGUUCUUUCUGGUCUGGGAUUGGAUGAUGGAACGCUAUGGCGACUGGGUGUGGGAGCAGCUCUGUCCUAUCAGAGACCUUCUAAGUAGGAACUGGUUCUGGAUCAGAUGGUUUAUAUAUAUGUCAGUACUGGUGGCAGUUGUGUGCUGGCUUGCACUGGACACAGCCCAGCGGGGCACCAGACAGUUUGUGUCUUUCUUUGGUUUGCUGCUCUUCAUCUUCUUAAUCGCGCUGUUCUCAAAACAUCCAUUCAGGUGGUCUCCGCAAACUUUGCUCUCUGGGAUUGGACUACAGUUUGUCGCCGGUCUGCUGACUCUCAGGACCACAUUUGGCUUGCACGCACUGGAAUGGCUUGGAAAACAAGCUGAAACUUUUAUGGCCUUCACAGAUGUUGGGUCUCAAUUUGUGUUCGGCGACAGUUACAAAGACCACUUCUUUGUCUUCCAGGUGAUGCCUAUCGUGGUGUUUUUAAGCUCUGUCAUCUCCAUCCUCUACUCUAUCGGCUUCAUGCAAUGGUUCAUUUGCAAGCUUGGAUUUAUAAUGCAAGUCGUCAUGGGAACGUCUCCAACAGAAUCAAUGGCAGCAGCAGGAAAUAUAUUCUUGGGACAGAUAGAGACAUCCCUCCUGAUUAAACCUUACAUCAGUGAGCUAACUCUCUCCGAGCUCCACGCUGUGAUGACGGGAGGUUUUGCCAGCAUCUCCGGUAGCAUUUUAGGAGCCUUUAUCUCCUUCGGGAUUGAGGCAUCACACUUGUUGACAGCAUCACUGAUGUCCGCUCCAGCCUCGCUCGCCAUCGCCAAGACGUUCUGGCCUGAAACAGAGACGCGAGCUGCCAUCAGUGACCAUGACCUCAAACUGCACGAAGGAGAGAGUAAGAACGUGUUGGAGGCGGCCUCCCAAGGUGCAUGUUGUGCUGUCAGUGUCGUGGCUAGCAUUGUUGUCAACCUCAUUUCCUUCAUGGCACUGCUGGCCUUCUUGAACGCCAUCCUCUCCUGGCUGGGCGGGAUGUUUGAUUGUCCGGAGCUCAGCUUUGCGCUUAUCUGCUCUUAUGUGUUCAUGCCUCUCUCAUUCAUGAUGGGCGUCUCCUGGGAGGACAGUUUCAUUGUUGCCGAGCUGCUCGGCAUAAAGACUUUCCUCAACGAGUUUGUGGCCUAUCAGAACUUGUCGGAGUUAAUCAAGAGGCGGAAGGCAGGAGGGCCAGAAUAUGUGAAUGACGUGAAGCAGUAUAUUUCUGUCCACUCUGAAACCAUCGCAACCUACGCUUUGUGUGGAUUUUCCAACUUUGCUUCACUGGGGAUGACGAUUGGAGCGAUGUCGGCUCUCGCUCCUGAUCGACGGUCUGACAUCUCCUCCUGUGGCCUCAGAUCUCUCAUUGCAGGCAGCGUCUCCUGUUUGAUGACAGCUUGUAUUGCAGGUAUCUUGUACAUCCCUGAUGUCCAGUGUGCCCAGUUCCUGAGCACAGAGUUCAACAACGCCAAUGUGACCAGCAGCACCCAACUGGUCACCUGCUGCACACUGCUGUAUAACAGUGUGAUGGUGUUUGAACCAUGGAACGUGACGGUCGGAGAAGGAUUCAGUCAGGGCAGUCUGCGAGGCUGCUGCUCACUCACACCCCCGACACACUUCAACUGCAGCUCUGUGUUUUGA